Molecule: messenger RNA, 2634 nt
Organism: Penicillium expansum
Lineage: Eukaryota; Fungi; Ascomycota; Eurotiomycetes; Eurotiales; Aspergillaceae
Exons: 1
Coding region: 1-2634 (877 amino acids)
Biological process (GO): transcription elongation by RNA polymerase I; regulation of mRNA 3'-end processing; transcription antitermination
Cellular component (GO): nucleus
Molecular function (GO): RNA polymerase II transcription regulatory region sequence-specific DNA binding
Source: RefSeq, a predicted model, not a curated record
AUGGCCGGUAAGCUUUCGUACACCAUCACAACACACAUUGUUAUCCGAUCACCUGAGAGUGGAAGGGCAACCCCAAGUCUGGGUUGUGGACCAUCUACCAGAACACGGCUAACAGCGAGAUUAGACGAACCCCGCCGCUCCGGCCGAGCCACCAAAGGCCAACACAAGAACCUCGAACUGCCAGAUGAUCCCGCUAAGAAAGGCAAAAGCAAAAGUCCGAAAGAAAAGAGCGCGAAGUUGUCCGCCGAACCCACACCCGGUCCUAGCGAAGCGGGAGGAGACGAAGAAGAGAUUAUCCGAUGUAUCUGUGGUGAAUAUGAAGAGGAAGAGGAUGUGGAGCGCGAUAUGAUCUGCUGUGACCAAUGUUCAGCAUGGCAACAUAAUGACUGCAUGGGUCUCACAUUCAUGAAAGGUCAAGAACCAGAUCAAUAUUAUUGCGAACAAUGUCGACCAGAGAAUCACACAACCCUCUUGGCAAAGAUCAACGCGGGCGAGAAGCCCUGGGAAGAGGUUGCUGAGAAACGUCGCCAGGAGGCUGAGGAGAAGAAGUCCAAGCGGAAAAAGGGCAAGAAGGGAGGCCGCAAAGGCCGACCCAGUGAGAGCCGGACAGAUGCCAGCACACCAGCUCGCACUGCCCCAUCAACUACACCCGGUCCCAGUGGUUCUCCUGCACCCGCUGUGUCUGUUGUAUCUGUCUCAGUCGAACCAGAGAAGAAUGGCCAUGCUGUUGAUUCUCGACGAUCCAGCACAAACAAGCGCAAACUCGAAGAAACAGUGGAGGCAGAAAAUGUAAAUACGUCUAUUUCACUCCUUCAUCACAUUCAAAAUGCUAACUCGCUUAUCUAUCAGGGACCACAGGUCAAGCAACAACGGGUAUCCCCACAGUCUACCCCAGCGGCCAUUACAGAGGCAACUGCACCCCAAAUCAAGACAGACACUAGCCCCGAGGCACCUGCCAUUGGAGCCCUGGAGGAGCUGAUGCCUGCUCGCAAGACUGUGGCCACACACCUCAUCAAGUUGUUUGUAGACCAGAUUGCUGCAGCCCUGAAAGCAGGCUCCUUUGCCUUGCGUGCGAACCAGUCGGUGGAGGACAUGGCACAACAACUCGCUCUUUCUAUUGAGGAUGCCAUGUAUGAGAGUAUCUGUGGGCGGUCAGGCGAGCCCAAUGAAUCAUAUAAGGCGCAAUUACGGUCGAUCAUGUUCAAUGUAAAGAAGAAUGCUUCUCUGCGAGAUCGUCUGAUAAUAGGUAGUCUCUCCCCUAAGUUGCUGUCUCAGAUGACAUCAGCAGAGAUGGCCAGCGAAGAACUACAGCAAAAGGACGCCGAAAUCAAGCGAGAAGCAGACAGGCAUCACACCAUUGUCCAGGAACAAGGUCCCCGGAUUCGACGCACCCAUAAAGGAGAAGAGUUGAUCGAAGAUGAACACCAUGGCGCGAACGAGUCUGUCUUCUCCCGUGGACCUCGUCGCAUUGCGGGCGAUGAUGGCAGUCCAACCAAUAAAAGCCCAACCAGCCCGAUUGGACUACGGCAAGCAAAGACAGAGACAGAUGGAUAUGUUCGGGGUCUGUCACCUGAGGGUGCUCACCAUGACCACGUCUUCCCGGAAGUGGCUCCCGCCAUCUACGAGCCACUCCCUAGUGGCAGGGUCCAAGCAGAUGCUGAGAUCGAUCAGCUCUUGCGCGACGAUGAACCUUAUUCACCCCCUUAUUCGCCCAAGGACUUUGACGACGACGGCACCAUCUGGCGCGGCAAGGUAACGAUGCCUCCAAUUGGCGAGUUCUCCUCGUCCGCGAAGCAUGUGGGAGGUGCGGACUUGAGUGGGCGGAUCCCAUGGAGUCAACUGGCGCCCUCCACAUUGGUUGUUGAUGGCCGUAUCGAUAUCCGACGGGCAACUGAUUAUCUAUGCGGCCUUCAGUUCAGCAAGUCUACCGAUGUGUCUGUCAUCGCAAUCAGUAGUCCUGAUCAGCCUACGGAUCGAGCAGGCUUCGACAAGAUGUUUGACUACUUCCAUAGUCGUGGGCGUUACGGCGUCAUUGGAAAGCACCCGCUGUCCGCCGUCAAAGACACCUACAUUGUCCCAAUGGAGAUCGGCACCACGACAAUGCCCGAGUUCAUUGAGCUGCUGGAAAACAUCUCACUGGAGGCACCCAUUACUCAACGCAUGCUUCUUACCAUUUUUGUCGUCAAGACUGGCGACUCCAACCCUUCAUCUGUUCAGCCGCCAUCCCACCAGGCUAGCCAGGAGCCACCUGUCUCUGCGAGCCCCACAGUCACAGCAGCGACUCCCCAGCAACCCCAGUUCAGCGCUGGAAUUGCACCAACUCCCCCCUCCCACUUUGGUGGAUUCAACCCGAAUCCCGCAGCGUACGGCCAGCAGGCCCCUGUACAGCAAGCCCAUGUCACCCCUCAACAUCAGCCUGCUCUGACCGGCCUCCCCGCCGCGGUGCAAGUCCUCGGCCCCCAAGUUGAUGCUCCUGCCAUUCAGCAACUUCUGAAGACUGCACCUAAUGUGGACAUGGCGCAGCUGAGUGUCGUUCGCGACAUUCUGGCCCGCCAACCUGCUGCUGCUGCCCAUUACGAUACUUUGAUGCAAGCUCUAUUUGAGACCCAAGCAAACGGCCACGUGCCCCAGUAG